Molecule: messenger RNA, 1142 nt
Organism: Bufo bufo (common toad)
Lineage: Eukaryota; Metazoa; Chordata; Amphibia; Anura; Bufonidae
Gene: CAPNS1
Product: calpain small subunit 1
Exons: 10
Coding region: 1-669 (222 amino acids)
Molecular function (GO): calcium ion binding
Source: RefSeq, a predicted model, not a curated record
AUGUUCCUGAUCAAUCGAGGUGGUGGAGGCGGCGGCGGGGGAAUGUUCGGAGGAAUUUUCAACAUGCUCAGUGAUGCAGCUGCAAACUACAACCCAACUCCUCCGCCCCCUCGGAGCCAUAUUUCCAACAUUCAGUCAAACGAGAGCGAGGAGGAGCGAAACUUCCGUCGGCUUUUCAGCCAGCUGGCCGGAGAUGACAUGGAGGUCAGCCCGACCGAGCUGAUGGGAAUUCUCAACAAAGUCAUUUCACGACAUUCGGACCUGAAGACGGACGGGUUCAGCAUCGAUUCAUGCCGCAGCAUGGUGGCAGUCAUGGACAGUGACAGCACCGGGAAAUUGGGCUUCGAGGAAUUCAAAUACUUGUGGAACAACAUAAAGAAGUGGCAGGCUGUCUACAAGAGAUAUGACACUGACCGAUCAGGAACUAUUGGCAGCAGCGAGCUGCCCGGGGCAUUCAAAGCUGCAGGAUUCCAGCUGAACGGUGAAUUGUAUCAGAUGAUCAUUCGCCGUUAUUCCGAUGAGAAGGGAGAGAUGGACUUUGACAACUUCAUCUGCUGUCUGGUGCGGCUCGACGCCAUGUUCCGUGCUUUUAAAUCGUUGGAUAAAGAUGGAGAUGGGAAGAUUAGGGUGACGAUUCAGGAGUGGCUUCAGCUGACCAUGUAUUCAUGAAGCAGGAGGAGGCGCCGUGGAGCUGUGUAGACCUCCCCCCGCUGCCCCAGCUGUAUACAUGCCUGAUUUUUUUACACUCCUUAUCUUUGUAAACUGCAAUAAACAAUAUAUUUUACACUGUAAUAUUGGGAUAUGUGAGCCGCGUCCCCAGUGCUGGUUGGCGCAUGUCUCUGUGUGAUGCUUCUGAUCUCUGAUAUGCCCUGUAUUGCCAGGUGAAUGACAAUCAAUCCAGCCCGUUCAUCUGCCCAGUGACUACAGUCCACAGGCAGUCGUAAGUCAACCAACCGGUCCUGUGAUUAGCGCAUCGGCCCUGCAUGGGAAAUAGGGCUCGGGACUGAAUGGGGCCACAAUGAAGUACUCAUAGUCUUUGGGGCCAUGAUAUAAAAUAUUUCAGGGGGGCUGGGAGAAGUUGGGAAUGUUUCUGUAUUUUCUUGAAAACCUCAAUAAAACUGGUUUGAUCACAAAAAUAAAAA